Xenia sp. Carnegie-2017 is the source of this 3371-nucleotide messenger RNA. Its product is annotated as leukocyte receptor cluster member 8 homolog. The record is from RefSeq and is a predicted model, not a curated record. Gene Ontology annotation, cellular component: nucleus. NCBI's taxonomy places the organism in Eukaryota, Metazoa, Cnidaria, Anthozoa, Malacalcyonacea, Xeniidae.
AGACUUCGAUGACUAACACAAGACUGCGACUUGGCUUGUGGGAAUGGAUACGUAAUAAAACAGCCGAAAAAACUCCAAGAAAUUGCGAAGUUAUAGUUAAAUUUCUUGCCUGUAAACAUCAUGUUUACUACUGCAAAUAUCAAGGAAAUUACGGCAACAGCGCCUUGGUCUAAUACUUAUAGUUCUCAGCCUCCAAUACCUGGAGAAAAAGAAAGCCAGCCUGAACCUCCUGGAGUGAACAAUUCUGAUCAGAAGUCGUCAGAAGUACUUGCAUGGAAGAAAGCUCGUGAAGCAUUACAGAAAAUGAAACCACAGACUGUUGAUAAUUCAUCACUAUUAACUACCAAUGGUAUGGUACCUCGCUCCCAACUAUUGCAUCAAAUGGGACAAAAUUAUCAUGGGUAUCCAUAUUAUCCCAACCAAGGUUUCUACACCUAUUUACCACCACAGUUCCCAACAUAUCCUCCACCUGCUAAACCACCAACUAUGGCAAUGAUGCAGAAUAGUUUCCCCUCCAAUACACCCCAUGGUGUCCCCUCCAAUACAUCACAUGGUGUCCCCUCCAAUACAUCACAUGGUGUCCCUUUCAAUACAUCACAUGGUGUCUCCUCCAAUACAUCACAUGGUGUCCCUUCCAAUACAUCACAUGGUCCCUCCAAUACAUCACAUGGUGUUCCCUCCAAUACAUCACAUGGUGUUCCCUCCAAUACAUCACAUGGUGUUCCCUCCAAUAUACCCCAUCAUACCUCCUCCAAUAUAUCCCAUGGUGUCCCCUCCAAUACACCUUAUCAUACCUCCAAUACAUCCCAUGGUACCCCCUUCAAUACUUCUCAAGGUGUUCCCUCUAAUACAUCGUAUCGAUAUUAUCUACCAUCAGCUCCACGCACUGCUCCCCAAUCUCCAGUGAUGUCAACAUCCAGUUCUCUCAAUGCUUUAGGGGGCAGUUCUGCUCCCAAAAUAUUUGAUAAAGAUGCAUUAAGUGAAAAGCAAAGCCAUGCUGUAACUCAGCCUCCGUGUCCCUCAGUUUAUGAUGAUAGGAAAACCUAUGCCAAACAGACAUUUUGGAUGAGUAAUAAAGUCAAUCACUCUACUGUUUUGAAACAAAAUUGGGAUAAAGAAGUGAGAGAUAAUCCUCCCGUUAAGAAGAUUAAAUGUUCACCAGAGCCAAAUGAGAAAAAUGUUUCAGAAAAGAACAAUAAUGCUUCUAAGAUCUCUCCACAAGAUUGGCCUCCAAGCUUAAAAGAUUAUGUACAACGUGCUUUUGAGCAAUGUGAAACGGAGAAACACAAGGAUCUCACCGAGAUUCAUUUGAAGAAGAUGUUAACGUCAUUUAAGGAAGGAACAGCUUGGGGUAUAAACUGGGAGCAAGAACCAUUACCAAAGCUAAAGACGGAUAAAGAAAGCCGACGAGCAAAACUUGAACGACGUCUUAAUCAGCGUUCGCCUUCCAUUGAAAAGAGACGAUCUCGAAGUCGUAGUCACAGCUCUAGUCGGUCGAGAAGCCCCCCGGAUUUUGUGUUAAAUAACAAGAGCUCACCUGAGAAUCGACGUCGUAACAGGAAAGGAGGACGCACUAAGGUUAAGGAUGGAGUAAAUAUCAAGAAACAAAAAUCCGCGAUGAAACAUCAGAAAAAGAAGAAAGAAAACAAAGAGAAUAUGUUUAUGCCAAUGGAUGCCGAAAGCGAAGAAAAGAAAGAAAAAAGAGCCGCUCGCUUUCAGGACGACAACACUAGCAAUAAGCCCAGUUUAUUUGGCAGUCUGGUUGAGACCUUGAAUUCUUCGCUGUUAAAUGAUAACAACGACGAGGAAAGUAUUGAUUGGACGAGAUUUCACAUCAUUGGUACUUGUGAAGAUUUGGAGAAACGUUAUUUUAGGUUGACAUCGCCUCCUGAUCCUUCUACGGUGAGACCAUUGAAGAUUCUACGAAAGUCUUUGGAGAUGGUGAAAAAUGACUGGAAAACAAAACAAGACUAUCCAUUUGCUUGUGAACAAUUGAAAUCUAUUCGUCAAGACUUGACCGUACAAGGAAUUCGGAACGAUUUUACAAUUCUUAUUUACGAAACUCAUGCACGACUCGCUUUGGAAAAGGGAGAUAGCGCCGAGUUCAAUCAAUGUCAGUCGCAGUUAAAAACAUUGUAUUGCAGUAGCUUGAGUGGUAACAGAAACGAGUUUACUGCUUAUCGUAUACUGUACCUUGUUUAUACACAGAAUACCCGAGAGCUUACCACUACCAUGGCGGCUCUCACUGUUGAAGAAAAAAAAGAUAAAUUCAUUAGUCAUGCGUUGAAAAUACGAUCAUCAUGGUCUCUAUGCAAUUAUCAUUCUUUUUUCCAGCUUUAUUCUGCAGCUCCAAACAUGGGUGGCUAUCUUCUUGAUCUCUUUGUCGAACGCGAGAGGAAGAAGGCGAUGAAGAUACUCGUUAAAUCUUACCGCCCUUUCUUGCCUGUUGCAUUUGUUCAAACGGAGUUAGCGUUCGGUGAUGAAACAACUUGUCGGGAGUUCCUUUUGGCUCACGGUCUUAUUCUUAAUGCAGAUUACACUAAAGUCGACUGCAAGCAAUCGCAAGCUGCAUUAGCGUCAGCCGUCAGUUAGCUACACAAGCAGCCCUUGAAAAUCAGUCCAUAUUAUUAUGUUUAGAGAGAUCAGAGAGUAUUAAUGAUGUAUAUAAAUCUUGUUUCUAUUGGCUAUCUAUCAGAGCAGGCGAAAUGUUCCAGCAGUCGUUCAAGUCUUGUCUUUUUUGCCGUGAUAGUCUGGUGUGUAUUGGUUGUGAAGUUCUGGAUCCCUCAGCGUAACCCUGAUCUCUGAAGCUCAUCCUUCCAUCUACUGUACCUGGAUCCCUUAACGUACCUAUUUAACCCUAAUAAUUCCGAAGUUCAACCUUCCAUCUACUCAAUCGUAUUCUCACUAACCCGUCGUCAUUUCAAAUGAUUCCUCGUCAUCCUUGGUCAUUCUUACCUAUACCGUGCUAUCCAUGAGUAUCCAUGGUCAACAUCAAACGUCCUUUACCUUAGUUCUAGCCAUCAACUAAGGUAGAAGUCAGAGUAAGUGUCGCUUAUUUGGAAGAAGCUCAACAUGCUCCUCUUCAAAGUUUUAUUGUCAGUUGCUGUGUGUAUGAUCUCUGUGUUUGUGUGUUUGCGUAAUCACAAUAUGCAUUCUGGCAGGGCAGUUUGUUGUUUCAUGCAGUUUUAUAGGUGACCUUGAAUCCUGUUGUGUCCCUUUUUGUCUCGUUCACAAAAACUUUAAUGAAAUUUAAAUAUAUAUAUAUAUAUAUGUAUGCAUAUGGGAAAUUUAAUAUAUCUUUCUUUCAUUCAAAUAUGACAUGCAAAUGGUUUGGUUCUGGAAAUUUACUCAAUUAAAUUUUAAAAAAACAA